This is a messenger RNA of Hippopotamus amphibius kiboko, 2318 nucleotides long. RefSeq names its product chromosome 2 C15orf61 homolog (gene C2H15orf61). The record is from RefSeq and is a predicted model, not a curated record. NCBI's taxonomy places the organism in Eukaryota, Metazoa, Chordata, Mammalia, Artiodactyla, Hippopotamidae. The coding region runs from base 178 to 651 and encodes 157 amino acids. The transcript has 3 exons.
CCUCAGGGCGCACGCGCCGCCUCGCCCCGGGGGCUCUCGCGCACUCGCGCGGCGCCCGUCGGGCGUCCCCGCCGCUCGCCCCGGGGAGCGGGCGCGCGCGCGCAUCCUCCGGCCCCGCCCCCAGCGGCGCGCGCCCCUACGGCGGCCAAGAGGCGGGGGACGCGGGCGAGGCUGGUCAUGGAGGCCCUGCGGAGGGCCCAUGAGGCCGUGCUGCGGCUGCUGCUGUGCCGGCCCUGGGCCUCGGGCGCCGCCUCCCGCCCGAAGCCCCGCGCAUCGGAGGUGCUCACGCGGCACCUGCUGCAGCGGCGCCUGCCGCACUGGACCUCCUUCUGCGUGCCCUACGGCGCCGUCCGCAACGACCAGUUCGGCCUCUCGCACUUCAACUGGCCCGUGCAGGGCGCCAACUACCACGUCCUGCGCACCGGCUGCUUCCCCUUCAUCAAGUACCACUGCUCCAAGGCCCCCUGGCAGGACCUGGCCCGACAGGACCGGUUCUUCACGGCGCUCAAGGUCGUCAACCUCGGUAUUCCAACUUUAUUAUAUGGACUUGGCUCCUGGUUAUUUGCUAGAGUCACAGAGACUGUGCACACCAGUUAUGGACCAGUAACAGUUUAUUUUCUAAAUAAAGAAGAUGAAGGUGCCAUGUACUGAAACUGUGCAUUGGAGGAUGUAAAUAGCAGUAGAUUUUAUCAUGUCUACAAUCAGAGUGACUUCUUAUCCACAUGGUGAUAGGUAAGUCUCCUUGGAGAACAUCUUUGACAAACUACCCUAUUGAUCUCUGUAAUUCUCUGCUGCUUGCAGCAUUAAAUAGAGCCUUGAUUUCUUGUCUGAUGUGCUCACUGUGUAACAAUUAAGCAAAUGUAAUAUUUUCUUGUAUUACAUGAAAAUCAAUAGACCUCUUGCUCUCAUGGAGUUGAUCAUGGUGAAGGAUGAACUCAACAAUGGCUAAGGGCAUGGUUCAAAUAUUUAAAAUAUCAUUCCUUGGAUUUAUGAAGUCUUGUAGUGAACAGUUUAGUCUGAAAAAAUGCCUCGCAUUGAACAGCAAUGGUUUAAGUUUUUUCUUUAAAGUUGGAUAUUACAUCAAAGUAUUGUGGCCUAAAAAAGGAUAAAAUAUAAAUGCUGAAGGCAGGAGAUUGAUUCUAUUUUUAGCAACACUGCUAUCUUACUUUUUGACCUCAGGCUAAAACUACUCCCUUGUGUUUUAGUUUUUUCCACCUGUAAUCUAAGAAGGACAAAACAAGAAACAUUUCUACCUUAAAAUGUAUCAUGAAUGUGCUUGUAAGCAAAUGUCAGUUUUACUACCUUAAUUUCAGAAAAGCUGGUUUUGUAAUCCUCAUUCUUGUGUUCCAUACAUAUUUAUGUUUAAAAGACUUCAUAAAUAAAAGGACUUUAAAAAUAAGGUGGGAGGAAGGGAGGAGGAGACAUGUUGAAGGCAGUUUGCGUGUGUCUGUGUGCAUGCUGGUUAUGUCUGAGAUGGCAGGCAGGGUUCCAAGUGGACCCUGCCCUUCUGGAUAGCAGGAGCUUUCUUACUUGAUGAAACAGAAACAGCUUUUCUGCCUGUACUUCUUUAAUGUGAUUUUAGUCUUUAAAAUAAUCCAGGAAAAACUAUUUUUUUUAAAUGAAGAUGAAGAUUUAUUUUAGUUUAAAAUUUUACAUCUCUUCUAUUGUUAUUUCUAUACAAAUCAAUUAUCAAGUACUGGAAGAAAUUUCUAGUCAAAAUUCAUGGUUCCUGUGUAAGUUGUGAACCACCAUAAAGAUGCAGUAACAGAGUUGGGAGUAAGAAAGAGGUUGCUAGAAAAAAAAAAUCCAAGUUUCUCACUAUUAAUAUCUUUUUUUUUUUAAUUUGGUUGCACCAGGUUUUUUUUUUAAGAUUUAUUUUAUUUAUUUAUUUAUUUUUAUUUUUGGCUGCGUUGGGUCUUUGUUGCUGUACACGGGCUUUCUCUAGUUGUGGUGAGCGGGGGCUGUUCUUCGCUGCGGUGCGCUGGUUUCUCAUUGCGGUGGCUUCUCUUGUUGCGGAGCACGGGCUCUACAGCAGAGGCUCAGUAGUUGUGGCGCAUGGGCUUAGUUGCUCUGCAGCAUGUGGGAUCUUCCCAGCCCAGGGCUUGAACCUGUGUCCCCUGCACUGGCAGCAGAUUGUUAACCACUGUGCCAUCAGGGAAGCCCUGCACCAGGUCUUAGUUGCAGCGGGUGGGCUCCUUAGGUGCAACAUGCAAGCUCUUAGUUGCAGCAUGCAUGUGGGAUCUAGUUCCCCGACCAGGGAUCAAACCCAGGGCCCCUGCAUUGGGAGCGUGGAGUCGUAACCACUGAGCCACCAGGGA